UUUUAAUUUAUUGAUUUAUUAUUUCAAUUAUUAUUUAUUACAUACUGUAUUUUACAUUUCACCAACAAAAAAAAAACCUCCCACGAGGGCUAUGCUGGCUUUCGCUGCACAUCACCCGACGGCAGCUGCUUCUCUCCUCUGAUUUGACCUCCCUCGCCUACUGCCUUCAUUGUUGUGAUCCGAUCCCCUGCCAUCAUCAGCGUCAUCCUCAUCCUCAUCCUCAUCCCGACCCUGGUCGUCUCGUCGUGACUCGCCUCCUCCCCUCAGCCUGCCCUCCACCUCUCCCUAUCCACCCUCCGUCGCAAAUCUCGCCUCUCUCUCUCUCUCUCUCUCUCUCUCUCUCUCUCUCUUUCUCUCUCCCUUUCUUCCCUCCCUACAAAUGUCCAGCAACCCCCACGAUCCCUCCGAUCCUAAUCGACCGCCGACUCAGUAUCCACCUCCCCAGUGGACCGCUGCCAGUCAUCCGGACGAGCCUGCCCAUCAGUCUCAGUACUCGUAUCCUCCUCCCGCCUCCUACGCUCCUCCAUCUCAUCCUCAUCAUCCUCCUCCUCCUCAUCCUCCUCACCCUACGACUGACCAGGAUCGCUCCGCCUACUCGUCUUCCUACCCUCCUCCGCCGCCGCCACCGCCGUCCGCUCAAUACCCCCCGCCGCCCGCCAACAUGGCCGCUAUCCACCCUCAGGUUCAGGGCCCUCAAGAUCCCUACCGUCUGCCUCCACCCCCAGGCGCAUACCGUCCGGCCGAUGUCUACGCCCAGCCUCCGCCCCAGGUUGUCUACCAGGCCGCCGCCCCGCGCCAGCGCACCGCCAUCGCCUGCCGCUACUGUCGACGACGAAAGAUUCGCUGUUCCGGCUUCGAAAGCUCCCAGGACGGUCGUUGCAGCAAUUGCAUCCGGUUCAACCAGGAGUGCAUGUUCACCCCGGUCUCCUCCCAGGCCCAGGCCUUUGUGCCCGCCCACGCCGCCUACCCGCACCUGCGCAACCCCCAGAACCAGGGCCGCCCGGGCGUCACCCUCUACGGCGCCCAUGGCCAGCCCCUGCCUCCUCAACAGCAGCCUCCCCCCGAAACCACCUUGCCUCCCCCGCAAGGCAUGUAUCAGCAUCCUUACGGCCGUCCGCCUCACCUGGAUGACCGAUCCGUUCCCCCUCCCCUGGCUCCGCCUAUGCCUCAGGAUCCAAGACAGCCUGGUGCACGUCGCGGCUCAGGUGCCGGCUUCGAAUACCCUGAUCCCACAAACCUGGCCCCAGUGACCCCCGCCGUGUCAUCCGCAGGCUAUCCCGGACACCCCGUCCCCAACUCGUACUACCCACCUCCCCCCCAGCACGAUCGUCGUCCGUCCCCUCAGGCCACCUAUCCUUACGAUAGUCGCCACUCCUCCUCCCCACACAGCUCCUCGCCGUAUCCAGCCUUGCAUCCUGCCCAGCCGGGCAUCACCCCGCCACCAACCUCCACUGCAGCUCCGUCUCGUGGUGGUCUGAACGUUCGCGAUAUGCUCAACCCGGGGGACCAGAGCCACGGCCGCUCCAGCACCGACAGUGAUAUGCUCAACGCCCUCAAUCGCCGUGGCUUGAACCAGUAAUCCGGGUGUGACCUCAGUAUUGACGGGGAGAGGAGAGGAAUGGCAAGGGAGAGGGAGAUGAAGAAAGAACCGGGAUCUUGUGUGCUGGCCACACAAGAUUCCGCUUCGCAGAUUCAAAAUGAUCGAUGAUGUUUUCUCUGGCAUGGAACG
Penicilliopsis zonata CBS 506.65 is the source of this 1729-nucleotide messenger RNA. RefSeq lists its product as hypothetical. Gene Ontology annotation, molecular function: DNA-binding transcription factor activity, RNA polymerase II-specific; zinc ion binding. Bases 380 to 1579 code for a protein of 399 amino acids. Lineage: Eukaryota; Fungi; Ascomycota; Eurotiomycetes; Eurotiales; Aspergillaceae. Gene Ontology annotation, biological process: regulation of DNA-templated transcription. The record is from RefSeq and is a predicted model, not a curated record. The transcript has 4 exons.